ACACGGGAAGCGAUGACGGAUGUGAUCAGCAUUAUCUCAUCUGAAUACGCCAAAUGUUGAAAGUUUCACAUGAAUUAAUCAGAUCCCGACUCAAAGUCCGCUAUUGUUACUUGAGUAUCGAAUGAUCAGAUAGAAUCGUGUUUAAGAAGGGAGGCGAGGUGUUUAGAAGAACAAGUUUUACUGUGAUCUAAGACCAGUUAUGUAAGUGCGCAGAUUACAAACUACAACCAGAAGCAUUCGACUUAUCAUACAGCUGUUCAUCUCAAAGUGACCGCUGCAGGGAGACUCGAGCCAGCAUUAUGUGGAAAGGAGUUUUACACCCAGUGGUGCUGGUGGUGUUGGUGGCUGGCUGUGUGGGAGAACAGCAUCCGACAUGUCAGCUGUGGAAGAAGAUGGCGCAACAGCUGUCCAACGAGCCCCGGAAACAGAUGACUUGCUUCGCCAACGACACACACCCUUGCACCAGUCUGCGAUGCUCUGGGACAUACAAGUAUACUUCGUUCAUGCCGGACUCUGCAGACAUCGAGGUUGACUACUGCUUCGGGAUGAGGCUGAACCACUGCGACAACCCCGUCUCCAUGGACAUCUACCUGGUGGUGCCCAACAAGAACAUGAGCUACAACAAGAGGAUUUCUCACAACACUCAGAUCAAGAUGCCUGGGUUGUCGUUCCACCUGAAGAGUCUUGGAACCGUGGACGUGUUCCUGUACUUCUACAUGUUGAGGAACGCUUCCAACAUCCACAUGUCGAUCACAGCUAAAUUCAGGAUAACGUCGUUCAUGAACACCAUCAUGUGGCCACCAUCACUGCAGAAGGAGAUUGUCCCCAUGGAGAGUAUCCCAGUGCCCCCCUGCAUGAAUGGUUCCACCCCGGCCCCUCCCACCACACUGCCAAUGGGAAGCUGCCACCCCCCGAGAUGGAUCGCUCCAACCAAUCCCCCAGGAGUGUCCUCAACUCCAUACACCCCACACAGCAGCAAGAAAGCAUCACUCACCUACAACCACCCCUGUUACGAAGACACGUUUAUCUGCAGUGCCGAAGAAGCGUGUGACCUCCUAACAAAAAAAUGUGUCUGUCGUUCCAACUUCCUUUACGACGUCCAGCAGAAGAGAUGCGUGUCUAGGAACCGUAUCGGCAUAAGAUGUUCCUCCUCCACCCAGUGUGGCCCUAAUGAGGCCUGUAUUCGGGGGAGGUGCCACUGCAAAGUCGGCUAUGCUUUCUCCAUGUUCUAUGAAGUCUGCUACGCAGGACGUCCCAAAGUCUCAACGGUCAGUCCCCCGGUCACCCAGAGACCCCAGGUGGUCACUCUUCCCAGCAAGCAGCAACCACAGACUGCCCCACCCUCAGCAAGCAACAGCACAGCCAUCAUCGCAGCCUCCGUCGUCAGCGGCAUUGUGGUCCUCUGCCUCAUCUGUCUGGUCAUCUUCUUUCUCGUCAAACGUGUCCGACGACCCUACCAGGACCGCGAGAUUCUCCUAUCUAAUGAUGACACCGAUGUCAUCAUGUAACAUGGCGUCGGCAGCAACGGAAACAGAUCUGAGAUUAAUCACGACUCCAGGUGUCUCUGUUAAUGUCAGUGUCACUGGUGACAUUAAGUUAAUAUCAACCUCAACUACAUGUUCAGUUUGAUAUUGACAAAAUGCCGACAUUGACAGGAAUCACGUUAUAUUUUAUGUAAGUUAAAUGUCAAUGUUGGAAUCAGCAUGGUGUCUGUGGUUAACAAUGACAUCAUUGAAUUUGGACAUUUGCAAUUUGUUAGUGUUAAACCCAGCUAUGUUUCAUUGUUGACAUACUUCGAUAGGGGUGAAACGAUGCACGAUACCUUUUUUCUAUAUUGACAAUAAUAUGUCAAUUUCUAUAGCACCAAACUCCACACCAAGUAUGCUCAAAGCGCUAACAAUGAAUAGCACAGCACAUUAUUACCCCGGAUAAC
Haliotis rubra (blacklip abalone) is the source of this 1933-nucleotide messenger RNA. RefSeq lists its product as uncharacterized. The record is from RefSeq and is a predicted model, not a curated record. The coding region runs from base 300 to 1508 and encodes 402 amino acids. The transcript is spliced from 8 exons. Lineage: Eukaryota; Metazoa; Mollusca; Gastropoda; Lepetellida; Haliotidae.